This is a messenger RNA of Pteronotus mesoamericanus, 5981 nucleotides long. RefSeq names its product nitric oxide synthase 1 (gene NOS1). NCBI's taxonomy places the organism in Eukaryota, Metazoa, Chordata, Mammalia, Chiroptera, Mormoopidae. Gene Ontology annotation, molecular function: nitric-oxide synthase activity; heme binding; FMN binding. Gene Ontology annotation, biological process: nitric oxide biosynthetic process. The transcript is spliced from 30 exons. Bases 508 to 4914 code for a protein of 1468 amino acids. The record is from RefSeq and is a predicted model, not a curated record.
CAGCUGAUUAGUGCCGCUGGCCUCUCCAGAUGGGGAGCGCUGCCUGAGGGGGAGGCUGCCACCGCGCCAGGGGGAGGCCUCAGCGGAGCCACUCAGGGAGCCCCAGAUCUCAUCUGCACCUUACGGGCUGGCGAUGCCCAGAGAAUAGUCCACAAGAGCAUGCGUCACCUCUAGACACAUCCGCCAGCUACUUCUCCUCACAGUCGGCCUGACCUGUUGCUUAGGGACACGUCCCACUGCUUCUCCUGACGUCUGCCUGAUCAACAUCACUUCCUUAGAGAACAAGGAAGGAAGCAGACGCAAGAAAUCAUGCCACCGACAGCUGAACAGCGAUGAGUGGGUGACACUGAGUGGACGUCAAAGAGAAGCCCAAGAGAUUCGCCGCAGCGCCUGCAGUGCCAGCCCCCCAACUCCGUCUCGGCAGAGCCUGAAGCUGGGCUCCUCCUGGUGAAGUCGCCUUAGGCUUGACAUUGUCUGAGAUCUUCAGACUCUUGCACACUGGACGCCAUGGAGAACCACACAUUCAGCGUCCAGCAAAUCCAACCCAACGUGAUUUCUGUCCGCCUCUUCAAGCGCAAAGUGGGGGGCCUGGGGUUCCUGGUGAAGGAGCGGGUGAGCAAGCCCCCUGUGAUCAUCUCUGACCUGAUUCGAGGGGGCGCUGCAGAGCAGAGUGGCCUCAUCCAGGCCGGAGACAUCAUCCUGGCGGCCAACGGCCAGCCGUUGGUGGACCUGAGUUACGACAGUGCUCUGGAGGUGCUCAGGGGCAUAGCCUCUGAGACCCACGUGGUCCUCAUCCUGCGGGGCCCUGAGGGCUUCACCACGCACCUGGAGACCACCUUUACUGGGGACGGGACCCCCAAGACCAUUCGGGUAACACGGCCCCUGGGUCCCCCCACCACUGCCGUCGAUCUGUCACACCCGACAUCAGCCUGCAAAGAGCAGCCGCUGGCCGUGGACGGGGCCACCGGUCCUGGCAAUGGGCCGCAGCAUGCCCACGACAAUGGACAGGAAGCUGGCUCGCUGUCCCACACCAACGGCCUGGCUCCCAGGCCCCCAGGCCCAGACCCUGCCAAGAAGAAUGCUGGGGUCACCCCACAGGGCAGUGGGGAGCACAAUGACUUGCUCAAAGAGAUAGAGCCUGUGCUGAACCUUCUCACCAGCGGUGACAGAGGGAUGAAUGGAGGGGGACCGGCCAAGGCAGAGACAAAAGAUGCGGAAGUCCAGGCAGACAGAGAUCUGGACAGCAAGUCUCACAAACCUCUGCCCCUCGGCGUGGAGAAUGACCGAGUCUUCAAUGACCUGUGGGGGAAGGGAAACGUGCCUGUGGUCCUUAACAACCCGUAUUCAGAGAAGGAGCAGUCCCCUGCCUCGGGAAAACAGUCCCCCACAAAGAACGGCAGCCCCUCCAAGUGCCCCCGCUUCCUCAAGGUGAAGAACUGGGAGACUGACGUGGUUCUCACGGACACCCUCCACCUUAAGAGUACGCUGGAAACGGGAUGCAGCGAGCACAUUUGUAUGGGCUCCAUCAUGCAUGCUUCUCAGCAAGUACGAAGGCCUGAAGACAUCCGCACAAAAGAACAACUCUUCCCUCUCGCCAAAGAGUUUAUUGAUCAGUACUACUCAUCCAUUAAAAGAUUUGGCUCCAAAGCCCACAUGGAGAGGCUGGAAGAGGUGAACAAAGAGAUUGAAACCACCAGCACCUACCAACUCAAAGACACGGAGCUCAUCUACGGGGCCAAGCACGCCUGGAGGAAUGCCUCGCGCUGCGUUGGCAGGAUCCAGUGGUCCAAGCUGCAGGUGUUCGAUGCCCGUGACUGCACCACGGCUCAUGGGAUGUUCAACUACAUCUGCAACCACAUCAAGUAUGCCACCAACAAAGGGAACCUCAGGUCUGCCAUCACCAUAUUUCCGCAGAGGAUCGACAGCAAGCACGAUUUCCGAGUCUGGAACUCCCAGCUCAUCCGCUACGCUGGCUACAAGCAGCCGGACGGCUCCAUCCUGGGGGACCCAGCCAAUGUUCAGUUCACAGAGAUCUGCGUGCAGCAGGGCUGGAAGCCCCCGAGAGGUCGCUUCGACGUCCUGCCUCUCCUGCUCCAGGCCAACGGCAACGACCCCGAGCUUUUCCAGAUCCCUCCAGAGCUGGUGUUGGAAGUGCCCAUCCGGCACCCCAAGUUUGAAUGGUUCAAGGACCUGGGGCUGAAGUGGUACGGCCUCCCCGCUGUGUCCAACAUGCUUCUGGAGAUCGGUGGCCUGGAGUUCACCGCCUGUCCCUUCAGUGGCUGGUACAUGGGCACGGAGAUCGGCGUCCGUGACUACUGUGACAACUCUCGAUACAACAUCCUGGAGGAAGUGGCCAAGAAGAUGAACUUGGACAUGAAGAGGACGUCCUCCCUGUGGAAGGACCAGGCGCUGGUGGAGAUCAACAUCGCAGUCCUCUACAGUUUCCAGAGUGACAAAGUGACCAUCGUCGACCACCACUCGGCCACCGAGUCCUUCAUCAAGCACAUGGAGAAUGAAUACCGCUGCCGGGGGGGCUGUCCCGCAGAUUGGGUGUGGAUUGUGCCCCCCAUGUCUGGCAGCAUCACCCCUGUCUUCCACCAGGAGAUGCUCAACUACCGGCUCACCCCCUCCUUCGAAUACCAGCCUGACCCUUGGAACACCCACGUCUGGAAAGGCACCAACGGGACCCCCACAAAGCGGCGCGCCAUCGGCUUCAAGAAGCUGGCAGAAGCCGUCAAGUUCUCGGCCAAGCUGAUGGGGCAGGCAAUGGCCAAGAGGGUCAAGGCAACCAUCCUUUACGCCACAGAGACGGGCAAAUCGCAGGCCUACGCCAAAACCUUGUGUGAGAUCUUCAAACACGCCUUUGAUGCCAAGGUGAUGUCCAUGGAAGAAUACGACAUUGUGCACCUGGAACAUGAAACUCUGGUCCUGGUGGUCACCAGCACCUUCGGCAAUGGUGAUCCCCCAGAAAACGGGGAGAAGUUCGGCUGCGCUUUGAUGGAAAUGCGGCACCCCAACUCUGUGCACGAGGAAAGGAAGUACCCGGAACCCUUGCGUUUCUUUCCCCGUAAAGGGCCUCCCCUCCCCCGAGGUGACAGCGAAGUCUAUGGUCUGGCUGGAGCCUGUGACAGCCAGCGCAGGAGCUACAAGGUCAGGUUCAAUAGCGUUUCCUCCUAUUCCGACUCCCACAAACCAUCAGGCGACGGGCCGGACGUCAGAGACAACUUUGAGAGUGCCGGCCCCCUGGCCAAUGUGAGGUUCUCAGUGUUUGGCCUUGGCUCACGGGCAUACCCCCACUUCUGCGCCUUUGGACAUGCCGUGGACACCCUCCUGGAGGAGUUGGGAGGAGAGAGGAUCCUGAAGAUGAGGGAGGGGGACGAGCUCUGUGGGCAGGAGGAGGCUUUCAGGACCUGGGCCAAGAAGGUCUUCAAGGCAGCCUGUGAUGUGUUCUGUGUGGGAGAUGAUGUCAACAUAGAGAAGGCGAACAACUCCCUCAUCAGCAACGACCGCAGCUGGAAGAGGAACAAGUUCCGCCUCACCUAUGUGGCCGAAGCUCCGGAGCUCACACAAGGUCUAUCCAACGUCCACAAAAAGAGGGUCUCGGCCGCUCGCCUCCUCAGCCGUCAAAACCUGCAGAGCCCUAAAUCCAGCCGGUCAACCAUCUUCGUGCGUCUCCACACCAACGGGAACCAGGAGCUGCAGUACCAGCCUGGCGACCACCUGGGCGUCUUCCCUGGCAACCACGACGACCUCGUGAAUGCCCUGAUCGAGCGGCUGGAGGACGCACCCCCUGUCAACCAGCUGGUGAAGGUGGAGCUGCUGGAGGAGCGGAACACGGCUCUGGGAGUUAUCAGCAACUGGACGGAUGAGCACCGCCUCCCGCCCUGCACCAUCUUCCAGGCCUUCAAGUACUACCUGGACAUCACCACGCCACCCACGCCACUGCAGCUGCAGCAGUUUGCCUCCCUGGCCACCAGCGAGAAAGAGAAGCAGCGCCUGCUGGUCCUCAGCAAGGGCUUACAAGAGUACGAGGAAUGGAAGUGGGGCAAGAACCCCACCAUCGUGGAGGUGCUGGAGGAGUUCCGGUCCGUCCAGAUGCCAGCCACCCUGCUCCUGACCCAGCUGUCCCUUCUGCAGCCUCGUUACUACUCCAUCAGCUCCUCCCCAGACAUGUACCCUGACGAGGUGCACCUCACCGUGGCCAUCGUCUCCUACCGCACCCGAGAUGGAGAAGGACCAAUUCACCAUGGCGUGUGCUCCUCCUGGCUCAACCGGAUACAGUCUGAUGAAGUGGUCCCCUGUUUCGUGAGAGGAGCACCCAGCUUCCACCUGCCCCGAAAUCCCCAGGUGCCCUGCAUCCUGGUUGGGCCCGGCACCGGCAUUGCCCCUUUCCGAAGCUUCUGGCAGCAACGACAGUUUGAUAUCCAGCACAAAGGAAUGAGUCCCUGCCCCAUGAUCCUGGUCUUCGGGUGCCGGCAAUCCAAGAUAGACCACAUCUACAAGGAGGAGACCCUACAAGCCAGAAACAUGGGGGUCUUCAGAGAACUAUACACGGCCUACUCCCGGGAGCCAGACAAACCAAAGAAGUACGUGCAGGACAUCCUGCAGGAGAAGCUGGCGGAGCCCGUGUACCGAGCCCUAAAGGAGCAAGGGGGCCACAUCUAUGUCUGUGGGGACGUCACCAUGGCCGCCGACGUCCUCAAAGCCAUACAGCGCAUCAUGACCCAGCAGGGGAAGCUCUCGGUGGAGGACGCCGGCGUGUUCAUCAGCCGGCUGAGGGAUGACAACCGUUACCAUGAAGAUAUUUUCGGGGUCACCCUGCGAACGUAUGAAGUGACCAACCGCCUUAGAUCUGAAUCCAUUGCCUUCAUUGAGGAGAGCAAAAAGGACACCGAUGAGGUUUUUAGCUCCUAACUGGAUCCUCUCGCCCAGACCGAUGGCAGGGGGGCCGCCCCGUGCGCUCCGGCGGGGGUGGCGGCAGGUUUUGUAAGCGCGAACACUGCUGAACCGUCCCCACGGGACCCCACGUGGCCCCCUGCUCUGCCUCUCAUCCUGUCGCCAUGUCCUGGUGUUCUUCUGGGUCCUCGCCUCUCAGUGUUUCCUUGGCCUUCCUUGGGUUUUCUCCUUGAGUUUUCCUGCUGCAAUGCAAUGCCUUUAUAAUCCACAGUGGCUCUUACAAAACUGUCCCCCUGCCCCCUCUUCCUGACAAGGACAAAUCGGCGGUGCAUGAAGGCACUAGAACACGCACGUCCCCGGAGGCAGGGCUUGUGUCCUGGGGCCCCCCAGAACAGGCGGAGGGACCUCCCCGGAGAGCGCUCUGAACCAGUCUCCCAGCCGCUGAAGCCCCGCCUCACCCUUUUACGUGAUGACGUUCUGAUCACGUGUGUGGGUGCACAUGGCGGGCCUGGGUGGCGCAGUCCGUCCUCUUGCCUGCGCGAAUGUGUUGCCUGCAGACCGCGGAUGCCAAGAACCGUGCUCCUGCCUGUGUGGGUGGCCCCCACGUCUGCGCCUGUGUCCCUGGAACACAUGGAAGCCCCCUAAUGGUCCUGGUUAUAAAGGAUCAGGGUACAGAGAGAGGCAUGUGCUUUUCAAGGGGGAAAAUCUCCGAGGAAAGGGGAAUCAGAGAACUAGAUGCGUGUAGAUUCCGGCACCAGGUAGAGGAGCCCUCGCUGGGAAAUGAACCCAUCUCUUGGGUUAGGUAGCCCGGCCCUCACGGGGCAUCCCAACCGCGAGGCCAGAUGGAAUGUUGUCCAAGGGAACACGCUGGGAAUAAGAAUCUUCUCGUUUUUGCCACGCAGUGACUUAGGGCAAGCAACUGGUCCUCAGUUUCUGCUCACUUUAAUGCUAUAAAACUAAAGCGUAUGAAUGGAUCAAACGUUAACGUCUGAAGACAAGAGACAGUAUCAAGGAAGAAUGUCAUCGUUUUGUUUUCAUUCCUCCCAGUGGGACUUGCUAUUUCAGGCUCAGGGAUAGAAUUAGGG